AUGAAUCAACAAGAGCUGACUAAUAGUAAUCGACAAAUACUUCAAAGAUGUAUUUAUAGUAACAACGAUAAUGCAUUUUUAUCGCGACAAUUUUCGUUAAACUCAUCACAUUUUCAUUCGUCAGUAUCAUCGUCAUCAUUAUCAUCAACAUUAUCAACAACAAAUUCAUCACAUAUUCAUCAUAGAACAUCACUGAUAAAUUUAUCACCCAAAUCACAAAAUUGUUCAUCGCCAUCAACAUUUCUUAAGUCGACAUAUGAUGAUGAGGUAAGAGGAUAUAGGACACCAAGCGAUUCAUCUAACAAGUGUUUAUGUAGUAAUUCGAUUGUAAAGCAUGAUUACUAUAAUUCAAGUGCUGUGUUAUCGGGACGAAAUCUAUUUCAACCACAUUACUAUGAUUGCUUGUCACAAUCAUUCAGCGAUUUAAAUGUUUUGCAGAUGUGUUUUGCUAACCAUCAUUUUUUAAAUGAGGUAGGAACAACACAAACUACAACGAUUACAACUGCAGCAACAUCAGCGAAUCGUAUAACAGGCCUAUCGAACACAACAACAAAUAAUAUAUACGGAUUUGCAGAUCGCCUUCAUCCACUUGGCAUAGCGGAUUAUCAACAAUCAUCAUCUCCACAGUAUAUAAUAUCGAUGCCACAAUCAUAUCAGCAACCAAGAAAUACUUAUUUACAAACUAAUCUUACUCGACCGAUUUCCGGUAAUGCUAAACGAGGUGGUCGAAGACCGAAAGAAUUUGAAGAAUAUGAUCACGUAACACUAAGCGAGGAAGAACGAGACAAACGUGAUAAAAGGCGUUUACGCAAUAAAGAAGCAGCAGCACGAUGUCGUCAAAGACGACUCGACCUUAUGGGUUCAUUACAAAGCCAAGUGGAUCAGUUAAAAGAAGAAAAUAAAAUGAAAGAUUCAAAGAUCGCUGAUCUUCAAUUAUUGAAGAAUGAAUUAUUGGCCGUAAUUCAUGAACAUCAAUGUGUUUUACCAGAAACGUUGAGGCAGUCAUUAGAUGUUGAUAUGUCAAGUACUCAUCAAUAUAUGCCUCGAAAUAAUACAACCAGUUCAGUUGAUAUGAAUGGUGGUCAGUUUAAUGCAAAUACAACGCAGUCGUCUCUGAUUAAUCAUAAAAGACCAGCUAGUGAAAUGAUACCCGAUUUACGUGGACAGCAGCAACAAACUCAAAGCAGAAAUAUUUCAUUAGAUGGUUCAAAUCAGAAUAAUUCCGGUGUUAAUAAGAUAAUGCAUCUGAAACAAGAAUUUAAAACUGAUCCAACAUUAUAUGAAAUGAAUGGGCCAGAUUUAGUUGAUGAAGAAAUAAAACGACCAACAUCGUUGGCGUUUACUGAUGCAGUCAAUGCAGUUCAUUCAAACAAUUAUUCAAAUAUCAGUAAUUCGGCGUUAUCAAUUACGACGCCAUCAAGUCUUAUUGUUGGAUCAGGUUUUUCUUAUUGUCUUUGUGAAGGGAAUGAAUGUUCAGCUUCAUUAAUAUCUAAUGUUAAAUCAACGUCUUGUUUGAAAAUAGUGUUAUAUGCGUUGAUUUUUACAAUUUUAUUUUUUUUUGCAGUUGGAUCGGAAUUUGGCGGUGUUAAUUUGUUAGAUGGUCCAACGGGCUUAACACCUUGUCACCAGCAGCAGCCAACUGCAUUUCAAGUAACAUCAUUAAAUACACCUCUCGGUGAUGGAAGGAAUUUUGAAAAUCUUUGA
Molecule: messenger RNA, 1704 nt
Organism: Dracunculus medinensis (Guinea worm)
Lineage: Eukaryota; Metazoa; Nematoda; Chromadorea; Rhabditida; Dracunculidae
Source: the annotation of a GenBank genome assembly